Scheffersomyces amazonensis is the source of this 1401-nucleotide messenger RNA. It is a transcript of the gene ASH2, whose product is annotated as Ash2p. Gene Ontology annotation, molecular function: protein binding; transcription cis-regulatory region binding. The record is from RefSeq and is a predicted model, not a curated record. The transcript is spliced from 2 exons. Lineage: Eukaryota; Fungi; Ascomycota; Pichiomycetes; Serinales; Debaryomycetaceae. Gene Ontology annotation, cellular component: Set1C/COMPASS complex. Bases 1 to 1401 code for a protein of 466 amino acids.
AUGACAACAAACGACCAGGAUGCUCCAACUCACAACUACUCUACUAGAUCUAAAGAAAGAGACCUUGAAAGAGAACUUGAGAAUAAAUCUAAAUUGAAACAACGUCAACAUAAUGUAAUAGUUCAACCACGUUUGAAACCAAUGCCAUUCAAAAAUCUGGAUUUAAGAUCAAUUGAAUAUUCCAAGAGUCAUGUAGCAACAACAAACGGUAUUGCAUUCUACCAGAUGGAAGAUCACCCGUUUAAUAAAAGAGGGUUCAAAUAUAAGGCAUGCCGUCCCAAUCCACUUUUCACUUCCAAUCUUUAUUCAACCUCAGAAUUGUAUCCUUAUACUGUAAGACCAAGUUAUUUUGAUAUGGCACAAGGAAUUGCCUUUAAUGAUGAUUUAACUUUAGUCUCUACCACACAAGGUUGGAGAUCUGUGCGAACAAAUAUAGGUAUUAGAGAAGGUAAGUACUAUUUUGAGUUUAAUGUUGUGAGUGCAAAUGAUGAGAAUAGUAAGAGUCAUGUUAGAGUAGGGAUAUCACGUAAGGAAGCAAGUUUGGAAGCUCCUGUAGGAUUCGAUGGUUACAGCUAUGGAUUACGUGAUGUACAUGGAGAAUAUAUGACAUUGAGUAGACCAAAGGAACCUUACGUUGAAGAUGGAUUUAAAAGUGGUGAUGUGAUAGGCUUAUUGGUAGAAUUACCAUCUUUAGAAGAACAUCGAAAAUCGGUUAAUGAUUUCAUAAAUUCCAAGCUAGCUGCAUCCAAUUCAGUUGAAUCUUCAAAAACUAUAUCCGUGAAAGAACCAGAUACAAAACGGAGAAAAAGGUCAAGAAAAGAAGAGACUAAUGAAGAUAAUUCUAAAUUCAUAGUGGAUGGGAAUAUCGUAAGAGAUCAAAUUCCUAUACGGUAUAAGAGUUCAUUGUAUUACGAACAAUAUGAGUAUUCAAAUACUAAAAUCAUGGAUCAUUUACUUAAUCCUGUAUCUAUCUAUGGGGAAAGGGCUAUCCUUGAGAAAGAUAUUGUUGAUAAACAGAUUGAAAAUUUACCUAUAAUACCAAAUUCAAGAAUAAGAAUAUUUAAAAAUGGGAUAGAACAGAAACAUAGUGUAGAGAAUUUAUAUUCAUUUCUUCCAACGGAUGUAGAAAAUGAAGAAUUGAAUCUAUUACCUAAUACGAAACAAGCUCAAAAUCUAAACUAUAAGAAUACUGAUGAUGGAAGUUUGGCGUAUUACCCCAUGCUUUCAGUAUUCCAAAAUGGUAUAGUAGGUAUAAAUCCUGGACCUCAGUUCCAAUAUCCAUUAGCUGAAGAAGAUGUCAAACCUCUUAGUGAUAGAUACGAUGAAAGUGUCGUUGACGAAUGGUACUGGGAUAUCCUUGAUGAAGUAGAAGCAGAAUAUUUAGAUAGUUUUGAUGCCUAA